Molecule: messenger RNA, 2728 nt
Organism: Saimiri boliviensis boliviensis (Bolivian squirrel monkey)
Lineage: Eukaryota; Metazoa; Chordata; Mammalia; Primates; Cebidae
Gene: HPS6
Product: HPS6 biogenesis of lysosomal organelles complex 2 subunit 3
Biological process (GO): protein localization to membrane; lysosome localization; organelle organization
Cellular component (GO): BLOC-2 complex; lysosomal membrane
Source: RefSeq, a predicted model, not a curated record
CGGGAACCGGCCCGGCGGGGCAGGGCGGAGCCUACGCUCAGCCCGGCCUCUGCUCACCUCAUCGACGGGGGACGGAAGUCUCGGUCUCGCUGGACUCUCGGAGGGUCAGGCUCGUCCGCGGGGCAGCUGGGCCUGGCCAAAGCCUGGGCGCGCUUCCGCGCGGCGGCGCCAUGAAGCGCGCGGGGACUCUGCGGCUGCUCUCGGAUCUGAGCGCCUUCAGCGGCGCGGCCCGGCUCCGAGAGCUGCUGACCGGGGACCCAGCGGUCCGAGUCCGCGGCAGCCCGGACGGCCGCCACCUGCUGCUCCUGCGACCCCCGGGGGCACCAGCCCCGCAGCUCCUGGUCGCGGGGCGAGGGCCGGGCGUGGAGCUGGAGCUGGCCUGGCCGGCCUGCCAGCUCUCCCCGCUGGACGCCUUCUUCCUGUCGUGGCCAGCGCGGCCGGCUCUGGUGUUGGUGUGGGAGAGUGGUCUGGCCGAGGUGUGGGGCGCGGGCGUGGGGCCUGGCUGGCGGCUGCUGCAGAGCAUCGAGCUGUGUCCGUGCGAGGGAGCUCGCGUGGUUGCCGUGGCCGCGCUCCGAGGCCGUCUGGUGUGGUGCGAGGAGCGCCAGGCAGGGGCCGAGGGCCCGCUAGGGCGGCCCGCAGUCGCUUUCAGCCACUGCGUGUGCGUCCGAACCUUGGAACCCGGCGGGGAAGCUGGCACCAGCCUAGGACGCACACACGUACUGCUGCACCACUGUCCCGCUUUUGGACUGCUGGCCUCCUGCAGACACCUCUUCCUGGUGCCCACUGCCACCACCUGGCCUGGCGUGGCCCACGUUCUACUCAUCUGGAGCCCAGGCAAGGGCAAAGUGAUGGUGGCUGACCCACGGCGUGGCCUCUCCUACAGUAAGAGUCUGAAUUCUGGACGAGGGGACACAUGGGACUUCCGGACCCUGCUCCGAGGCCUUCCUGGGUUGCUGUCCCCCAGGGAGCCACUGGCUGUACACACCUGGGCCCCAACUCCCCAGGGCCUGCUGUUGCUUGACUUCGGGGGCACUGUGAGCCUAGUGCAAUCCCACGGUGGUACCCGGGCUGUGGGCACCCUGCAGGAGGCGCCUGUAGGUCCGCGGGGGUCUGCAGCCUUAGGCACAUUUCAGGGCACUCUGGCCUGUGUGCUGGGCUCCACCUUGGAACUGCUGGACAUGGGCAGUGGGCAGCUGCUGGAGAGGAAGGUCCUAAGUACAGACAGGGUACAUCUGCUGGAACCCCCAGCCCCUGGCAUGGAGGAUGAGGAAGAGCUAGAGACCCGCGGGAGUCUUCGUCUGCUUUCAGCCUUGGGUCUGUUUUGUGUGGGCUGGGAAGCCCCACAGGGUGUUGAGCUGCCUUCAGCCAAGGACAUGGUGUUUGAGGAGGCCUGCGGGUACUACCAGCGGCGGAGCCUGCGGGGUGCCCAGCUCACCCCAGAAGAACUGAGACACAGCAGCACAUUCCGGGCACCUCAGGCUCUGGCCUCUAUCCUCCAGGGCCACCUACCCCCAUCUUCACUGCUGACCAUGUUGAGGACUGAGCUUCGGGAUUAUCGAGGCUUAGAGCAGCUGAAGGCCCAGUUGGUGGCCGGGGAUGAUGAGGAGGCUGGCUGGACUGAGCUGGCAGAGCAGGAAGUGGCACGCUUGCUGAGGACUGAGUUGAUAGGAGACCAGCUGGCCCAGCUCAACACCGUUUUUCAAGCCCUGCCUACUGCAGCCUGGGGUGCUGCACUCAGGGCCUUGCAGCUCCAGCCAGAUGGGAAAGGCAAGCUGAGCUCCCAAGCACCCCCUGAUGUGUGGAAGAAAGUGUUAGGGGGCAUAACCACUGGAAAGGAACCCCCCAAUGGGAUAUUGCCCCCCUUUGAACUCCUGUGCCAAUGCCUGUGCCGGCUGGAGCCUCGAUGGCUGCCACCCUUUGUAGAACUGGCACAGCAGCAGGGUGGGCCGGGCUGGGGGGCAGGGGGCCCGGGACUGCCCCUGUAUCGCCGAGCCCUGGCAGUGCUAGGUGAGGAGGGGACCAGGCCUGAGGCACUGGAGCUGGAACUGCUCUUGAGCAGUGGGCGGCCCAAAGCUGUGCUCCAAGCUGUUGGGCAGCUGGUGCAAAAGGAGCAAUGGGAGCGGGCUCUGGAUGCUGGCCUGGCCCUCGGCCCCUCCAGUCCUCUGCUUCGAAGUGAAAUCUUCAAACUGCUGCUAGCUGAGUUUGCCCAGCACCGCCAGCUUGAUGCUCACCUCCCCCUGCUUUGCCGCCUGUGCCCACCAGAACUGGCUCCAGCUGAGCUCCUGCUUCUACUGCGGACAUACCUCCCAGAUGAGGUGGGGCCCCCUGCCCCAUUCUCUGAGCCUGGAGCAGAGCCCCCUCUUACUGUGGGCUUGCUCAAAGCCCUGCUGGAGCAGACUGGGGCUCAAGGAUGGCCUUCGGGCCCAGUUCUAAGCCCAUAUGAGGACAUCCUGUGGGACCCCAGCACUCCACCCCCCGCUCCACCUCGGGACCUAUGACCACCUUCCAGGCAUCAGACUGCUCAGGGCCUGGAGGCUUGCUUGGGCACCAUGUGGACAGGUACUGUGUCACUGACAGAGAAAAUCAUUUCUGGGACGCAGUUAUCAGGGAAAGAUGCCUGGGACUUGGAGAGGCCCAUGGUGGACCUGUAUAUGCAAUACUCUUCUGUCUUCUGGAACUAUUUUUAAGAUGUGUGUAUGUGUUAAAUAUAUACACAGUUUAAUAUAUA